UGGAUUAUGAUUUUCAAGUCCACAUUUUUCACCACAGAAAGUUUCAGAUUAGCGUGGGCAUUUGCGUCACCACAAUAAACUUCUCAUUGAUUAUUUUGUCCAACAAAAUGUUUAUUUUUGUGGUAAUUAUUCAGUCCAAGAAAGUAUUUUGAUUCCUCGUUUCCAUAUCCACGUACUACAACAACAAAUAGUAGAAUAUAACUCGGGGAGAGAGUACAAACAAGCAUUUUCUUAGCCUUUACUGGACUACUGGUAUUAUAAAGAAAGAGUGGCCUUCAGUUAUCUCAAAUCUCAAAGUCAACAGAAGCCCCUCCCAUCUAUUCAUCAAUGGCAGAAUCAACUAAGAGGUAUGCAGUUGUGACAGGAUCAAACAAAGGAAUCGGAUUCGAAACUGUAAGGCAGUUGGCCUCAAAGGGAAUCACAGUGGUGUUAACUGCUAGAGAUGAGAAGAGGGGCCUUGAAGCUGUUGAGAAACUGAAAGAUUCUGGCCUCUCAGGCCAGGUAGUCUUUCACCAACUUGAUGUGGCUGACCCAGCUAGUAUUGCUUCUCUGGCACAAUUCAUCAAAACCCAGAUCGGGAAACUCGAUAUUUUGGUGAACAAUGCAGGAAUUGGUGGAGUUAUAGUUGAUGCUGAUGGUUUUAAAGCUGCAAUUGAAUCUCGUGCUGAAGGAGGACAGAUUGAUUGGAAAAAGUUGAUGACUGAAACUUACGAGUUAACAGAAGAAUGCUUGCAAAUCAAUUAUUAUGGUGCUAAAAGAACAGCUGAAGCACUAAUUCCACUCCUCCAGCUAUCUGAUUCACCAAGAAUUGUUAAUGUUUCAUCCUCUAUGGGGAAGUUAAAGAACAUACCAAGUGAUCGAGUGAAAGGAGUUCUUAGUACUGAUGUGGAGAACCUAAGUGAAGAGAGUGUAGAUGAAGUACUGACAGAGUUUCUAAAUGAUUUCAAAGAGAAUUUACUUGAAAGCAAGGGUUGGCCUUCUAUGAUGCCAGGCUAUACAGUUUCAAAAGCAGCAAUGAAUGCAUAUACAAGGAUUCUAGCCAAGAAGUACCCCAGUUUUCGCGUCAACUCUGUCUGCCCUGGCUAUGUCAAAACAGAUAUAAACUUCAAUACUGGCAUCUUGCCUGUUGAAGAAGGUGCUGCCAGUGUCGUGAAUUUAGCAUUGCUGCCUAAUGAUGGCCCCACAGGCCAAUUCUUUGAUCGGUCUGAAGUACAAAGUCUUAUGGCAGAAUCAACUAUGAGGUAUGCAGUUGUGACAGGAUCAAACAAAGUAAUCGGAUUUGAAACUGUAAGGCAGUUGGCCUCGACUGGAAUCACUGUGGUGUUAACUGCUAGAGAUGAGAAGAGAGGCCUUGAAGCUGUUGAGAAGCUGAAAGAGUCUGGCCUCUCGGGCCAAGUAGUUUUUCACCAACUUGAUGUGGCUGACCCUGCUAGUAUUGAUUCUCUAGCACAAUUCAUCAAAACUCAGUUUGGGAAGCUCGAUAUAUUGGUGAACAAUGCUGGAAUUUUUGGAGCUAUAGUUGAUGUUGAUGGUUUUAAAGCUGCAAUUGCAUCUGGUGCUGUAAGGGAAGCAGGACAGAUUGAUUUCAAAAAGUUGUUGACUGAAACUUAUGAGUUAGCAGAAGAAUGCUUGCAAAUCAAUUAUUAUGGUGCUAAAAGAACAACUGAAGCCCUGAUUCCACUCCUUCAGCUAUCUGAUUCACCAAGAAUCGUUAAUGUUUCAUCCUCUAUGGGGAAAUUAGAGAACAUACCAAGUGAUCGGGUGAAAGGACUUCUUAGUACUGAUGUUGAGAACCUAAGCGAAGAGAGUGUAGAUGAAGUAUUGACAGAGUUUCUAAACGACCUCAAGGAGAGUUUACUUGAAAGCAAGGGUUGGCCUUCUGCGAUGUCAGGCUAUAUACUCUCAAAAGCAGCAAUGAAUGCAUAUACUAGGAUUCGAGCCAAGAAGUACCCCGGUUUUCUCGUCAACUCUGUCUGCCCUGGCUAUGUCAAAACAGAUAUAAACUUCAAUACUGGUGUCUUGCCUGUUGAAGAAGGUGCUGCAAGUGUUGUGAAUUUAACAUCGCUGCAUAAUGAUGGCCCCACAGGCCAAUUCUUUUUUCGGUCUGAAGUACAAAGUCUUUAAACUAAGAUUAAUUUAUGCAAUGUUUAAGGACAAGUAUAAAAUGAAACAGAGAGAAUGGAGUUUUCAAGUGUGUUUAUUCAUCUCAUUCAAGGAGAUAUUUAUAGGAAUACAAUUGAGAUGUGAGAUGCUUAAAGAAUGA
Rosa chinensis is the source of this 2263-nucleotide messenger RNA. RefSeq lists its product as uncharacterized. Gene Ontology annotation, cellular component: membrane. Lineage: Eukaryota; Viridiplantae; Streptophyta; Magnoliopsida; Rosales; Rosaceae. The transcript has 8 exons. Gene Ontology annotation, molecular function: oxidoreductase activity, acting on the CH-OH group of donors, NAD or NADP as acceptor. Bases 328 to 2124 code for a protein of 598 amino acids. The record is from RefSeq and is a predicted model, not a curated record.